Acanthoscelides obtectus is the source of this 864-nucleotide messenger RNA. The record is from the annotation of a GenBank genome assembly. NCBI's taxonomy places the organism in Eukaryota, Metazoa, Arthropoda, Insecta, Coleoptera, Chrysomelidae.
AUGGUCGCGUAUCCGACGAAUGUCAGCACUUCAAAUGGCGAUGUCGCGUGCGCAACAUGGAGCGCAUGUAUUACACGAUGCCGAUUCUAUCCGAGAAUUCCCGGAUCUGCCUCCGGCCACCGAGACCGCGUACGGGGGCGGGAGCGGAAGCAGCAGCGGGACAAAAUAGCGAUUGCCUGCGACCCCGAGAGCGAUUUGAACGGGUUUCAUUGGUCGAACGCGAUCACCAUACUCCAUGACAAUGAACAGUUCCUCAAGAUACCUUAUUAUGGAGAUAUCAGGGUGAGAAUAGCAAAUACGGCUUGUGCGACGAUCGUCUUAUUGGAAUCUGUUAGUCAAGUGGAGAUCAGUGCCAGAGACAUCAGAGUUCGUCUCCUCAUGCAGGAAAUCAACAAUACGGAGGCUUCUGUUGGCGGAAAAAUCACCGGAACCACGUCGGUACCUGGUAAUAAACGCACAGCUAAACCUAACAGCUCGGAAUGCCUGGGAAGAUCUCAGUCGGACACUUCGAUCGUUGAUGCGAACAAAUGUGCGCCCAAUGUUAACAAAAUGUCUUCGUUAGCUGAACAUCGCACUUGGCAGGGAUCCAGACGAGGUUGGUCUGACACUGAUUUGUCUGUACUUUCUGCGACUGCCAAAGAGAUGAUAGCGCAUACUUUGCCGAUGCGAGACGUUUGGACUUCGAUCACGUUCAACGCGUUUGUGAAAUCUUUCGUGUUGGUAUUCGUUUCUGACGUCGAUUUCGACACCAAAGAAAAAUGGGAGCUGAUGAGUCUCGUAUGUGAUAAUGUCGUAUGCACGGCGGUGCAAAUUGAAGUAGGUAUACUUUUUUUUCAAGCAUAUAUAAAAAAUGGGGUCAAGUGA